AUGCAUUGCAAAAAGAAAAAGAUAAAACGACCAGAUGUAGUUAACGAUAACACGGACAGAGAUUUGAUACCAAAACGUGGAUAUUACUCGAAAUUGGUAUCCGAUAUGACUAAGGAACAUACAGCGAAACAAGUAUUUGCUAAGAAAAUAAUGAAACUUUUAUUACAAGCAAAAACAGAUAAACUGGCACCAAUGGUGACAUCAUUGGCCAAACCUCAAAAACCUAAGCUGUUACUACCUCCCGGAAGGUGGACUACCUACAGUGAAGAUAAAAUGUUAAGAGAACGUGGUGUACAACCUUUUGUUUCAAUGCCUCCAUCCGAAUAUCCUGUUUCGGAUGAAGAAUAUUAUGGUCUAUAUAGUCCUUAUCCAAAGAUGGACCUGGAAUUAUUUGAUAACACCGAUUUUGAUUGUAGAAUUUCAGAAGAAUGGCUGAGCCUUGGUUUUAUAGAAGGUGAACAAUAUCCCUGUCCAGGUCUAGCCUUUAUACCGAAACAAGAUGGAAAGCCUCAUAAACCAUCUUCAGACCUUUUGCAAAUGCUUAACAAUUUGUAUGAGUGGACAAACGUUGCUGCGUUUAACUACGACAAAAAUACUAAUAAAUGGGAAGUAAUGGCGUUGGAUGGAACAAAGAGAUACUUCAAUAUACCACGAAUCCGUCUUAUGUUUAAAGCCGAUGAUCCGGACACGUUUGCAGAGAGAGUAAAAUUCGCAGUAAAUUUGCGGAAAGAAGUAGAGAAUAAUUUAAGAUUUUACCUAUAUUUGGAUUGCCUCCUACUUGAUGGUCUACCGAGGAUGCCAUUGAGUUUCAUGCCGAAGAAUAUAAUAGCGCUUGCUGAACUCUUAUACAGAAAAAUCGAGGGUAAGAUGAAAAUCAUUCACACGAUGCAGAUGUACCCGAAUUUAUACAACUUCAUUGAUCCUCCGAGCAAAGACUAUGUAGCUCCUGUUCCAGAUUACGAUUUCGAUGAUCGUAUGAAGUUUAAUCAAUGGAAAUCUCUUUACGUACUCACGGAGUCUGUCAGUUGCAUACAUUUGGUUGUGGAGGAGUGUCUUAAGGUUGAGGGUAUGUUGUUUUUCACGUCAAACUAUGGCAGAAACGUAAGUCUUGCGGAGUUCGAUGCAGCUCAACAGCAUUGCACCUCAAUGAUGUUAAAAUAUCUAAACAUAACAUGGUUAAAUGCUACUGCACACGCUAUUCGAAUGUCAUACAGAGACGUGGGCAAGGGAUGGUUUAAUAUCUACGAAAAGAAAUGGGAUUUCUACGGUAUAAGUAAACUUAGUAGAUUCCUGCAGUUGGUGAGAUUUGGCAUGGAGAUCGUGAUCCAACGUCUGUUUAGAGAAAUGUUGAACAGAUGUCAUUUCAUACCUCAAGUACAUCCUAAAAUAAUGACUGGACUCGUCUUUGAUAAGGAGCUCUUCCUUACUUCUAUAGGAUUAAUGGAACCGAAUGUCGCCGAAUAUAGAGACAGACUGUUGAAGGCUUUUAGGAAGGCGAUAAUACCCUUAAUAGCUUACAUGCAUCAAUACGACUGCUACAAGGACACAUAUAUGUUGGAUAUUGAGGAGUACGUUGAGAAUUUUCGUCAAGAGAAGCACAGCGCGUCGGAAACUAGAGAAGAAAUUCAAAUUCAUUAUGAUGCUAAACAAGAUUUGAUUUGGCGUCUACCACAGUAUAUUAAUAUUGGUCCAUUCGCUAUAAACGUGGACACUCUAAAGCAAAUGUUGGUAACAAAACGAUCAGAUAUCAUAAAGGCGCUUCUAACAAUGUGGGCAGAGGAAGUCCGUGUUGUUGUCGAAGACGUUAUACAAGCAUACAAAAACAUUAUGAGAAAACUUGGCGAGAAGCCACACUAUUCAACACAUUUCCUCAAGGCUCGUGAAGUAUGGUUUGAUAAUCCUCUCAUAUAUGUGGACGCAGAUUCGAUAGAACCUUUAGUUAAUGACUACUACAAAACUAUUGUUAAAUGUAUUCGAGUGUUUGCCGAUCUUCCUGGAGUACAGCAAGUGGCACUGACAAUACGGGAGCAUUACGAUUUCGGUAUGCGAGCCGUGAAGACAGUAAUCCUUGUGGCCGGUAAUCUAAUACGUCAGAUGCCCGACGGAGAUGAGAGACAAAUAGUAUUAAGAGCAUUACGAGAUGUGAAUGUACCCAAGUUUCUAGCUGAUGAUCUUGUUUUGUUCAAGGGUAUUAUACCAGAUUUGUUCCCAAGAGUUGAAAUUCCGAUAGUGGACUAUGGUAUCAUGGAACAGUCCAUAAGAAAUAUGCUUAUCAAAAGGGGCUAUGAUGACUUAUACACUUUAAUAUUAAAAAUAAUUCAGUUAUAUGAAACGACUGUAGUGCGACGUGGUCUCAUGUCAGUUGGUCCUGCAGGAGUUGGAGGAGGAGGAAAAAUUAAGGUCUUGGAUGAUAAUAAAAAGUUAUGUCAGUCAAGUGGAGAGAUCAUGAAGCUAACUGAUCGUCAGCGUAUGAUAUUUGAAGUAGCUGAUUUAGUUGUGGCAUCGCCAGUAACUGUAUCCCGUUGCGGGAUGGUAUAUCUUGAUAUACAGGUGGACUACGUAGUAGCAGGUCUUGGGGCCCGUUUCGUUGAACCACAGCCAGCUGAUCUUGCAACUCUAUACGCCGACUCUGAUCCACUCGCUCCUAUAAUUUUGGUUCUCUCCACCGGUACUGACCCAGCUGCUGGUAAAUAUUACUUUUUGUUCGCCUAA
Molecule: messenger RNA, 2712 nt
Organism: Danaus chrysippus (African queen)
Lineage: Eukaryota; Metazoa; Arthropoda; Insecta; Lepidoptera; Nymphalidae
Source: the annotation of a GenBank genome assembly